ACAGCAGUGGAACUGCACCGGCUCUGAUGCCUGUGCUGAUUUCAGUGUGUUAGAACAAUGUUAAUCUGUGUGAGUGUUUCCUCUGCUCUCUGCCUCAUCUGAGCAAACGUCAGCAGCACCUUGAGCCAAGAAAAGUCUCAGAGUGUCUGCUUUUAGGACAGAAACACCCCCAGUUAAACUGGGACCUUCUGCCUCUGGGGUUUUGAGAUGUCUUGUAAGAGUGGGAUGAACCAAAGUGCAGAUUGUUAAGAUUUUUUUUUCUUCCUGCAUAUCUGACCUUGUUCUCUGCUUCCACUCAGUGUUUAGGAGGCAGCACUUCUCUCUUCAAGGGACGCUGCACCUAGUCUUUGACAAUGAAGUUCAACUUGUUCAGAAAGCCACAGGCUGUGGCGGCCGCCGAGCCUACUGGUGCCAGUACUGCCACCAUGGCUCCCACCCAGGCCUACGUCUCCACUUCUGUGCCGGAAAUCGGCCCUGGCUCCAACAUCACAGAGAUCAAUAAGAACGACAUGUUUGAGGAGAUCAAGAGCAAAUUCUUGAAUGAAAUUGACAAAAUCCCAUUGCCUCCUUGGGCUCUGAUCGCCAUCGCUGUUGUGGCCGCGUUGCUUAUUCUGACCUGCUGCUUCUGCAUCAUCAAAAAAUGCUGUUGCAAGAAGAAGAAGAAUAAGAAAGGGAAGAAGGGGAAAGAUGGCUUCAACAUGAAGAACAUGCAAGGCGAGAUACACCAGGACGAGGAUGAUGAUGACGAGGGAGAGACCGGACUGACGGAGGAGGAGAAAGAGGAAGAGGAGAAAGAAGAGGAGAAACUUGGGAAGCUGCAAUACUCCAUAGAUUAUGACUUUGAAAAUGCAAAGCUCACAAUUGGAAUCCUUCAAGCUGCAGACCUCAUAUCCAUGGACUCAGGUGGAACUUCGGAUCCCUACGUAAAAGUGCAGCUCCUGCCUGAGAAGAAGAAGAAAUAUGACACCAAAGUACACAAGAAAACACUGAACCCUGUCUUCAAUGAGACAUUUGUAUUCAAGGUGCCCUACGAGGAGCUUGGGGGGAAGACUUUGAGUAUGUCUGUUUAUGACUACGACCGAUUUUCCAAACAUGACGUGAUUGGGGAGGUGAAGAUUGCCAUGAACACCAUCGACCUAGGACGGCCGAUCGAGGAGUGGAAGGAUCUGGAGAGUGCAGAUCAAGAGGAGCCUGAGAAACUGGGUGACAUCUGCAUCUCCCUCCGUUACGUCCCCACUGCUGGGAAACUCACCGUCUGCAUCCUGGAGGCAAAGAACCUGAAGAAGAUGGACGCCUGUGGAUUAUCUGAUCCUUAUGUAAAGAUCCAGCUGCUGCAGGGCGGUAAGCGUCUGAAGAAAAAGAAGACUACAGUGAAGAAGAACACCCUAAACCCUUACUAUAAUGAGUCCUUCAGCUUUGAAAUCCCCCUGGAACAGAUGCAGAAAAUCUUGGUGGCAGUCACAGUAUUUGAUUAUGACAAGAUCGGUAAAAAUGACGCCAUCGGAAAGAUCUUCGUGGGCAGUAAGGCGACCGGCCUGGGUCUGAAGCACUGGUCCGACAUGCUGUCUAACCCGCGCCGCCCCAUUGCCCAGUGGCAUCCAUUGCAGCCAGAGGAGGAUAUCGAUGGUCAGCUGGCAUCCUUGAAUGCAAAGAAGUAAAGUGCUCCACCAACCAGCUAAAACUCAGAGCCCCCACCCCCACUUUGCAUGAAACCCAUGACUUUAACACGACAUGACUACUCGUCAUGAAACCUGCUCAACAAAAAAGAGACAUCUUAGAAUAUUUGCUCAAUCAUGGUUAAGUCGAGAAAAAAACAAACAAUUUUUAAGCAUCACAUUUCACACAUUAGCGUAUGCUGUGAAGAGUGGUGUUAAGAGCUAUGAGGUGACUGGUUCAUGAAUGAUCGACGGUUGGUCUUUCUUUCGUUUGAAAAAACUCAGCAACUGAUUCUUAGGGUGCUGACAUGGAAGGAAAGUCUUGGUGAAAACAACGCUGGAAAUAAAGCUUUAGUUUAGUUUAUGGAGCAUGCUUUACUUACCUCCCCACUGCUCUGCAUACAUCACACCCAGUAUUGUAUCAUGCUAAUAAGUGUGCUAUAACUUGCAAUAGAAAGAACUGUAGUAUUGGGUUAUUUCCUGCAUAGUAUAAGUCUACUAAACAUUUUAUUGAGAAUGAAUGAGGUCAAUGAUCCAUGUUGCAAUAUAUAGUUUAAAGAGAAAUCUACAUAAAUGAUUGUCUUAUUCAUUUUAUCAGCUCACAUGUGAGCAGAAUCAAAAUACAUUAUGGAAUAGUUGAUCUAAGUUGCUUGUUUUGUGUUGCCAUGAAGGCUCGUCUAUGCAUUUGACUCCAACAGUCUGUGUCUUCAGACAGGUGUAAUGUAGGAAAGGAAUACAAGGGUGCCUCUGCUGGUUUGACACUUUGAGAAAUACAGUAAGCUUCUUUGUUUUAUUUUGAAAUCAUAAAAAAGGUAGUCAGGGACACUGUGAAUGUGCCAUCUGCAAUCUGUCUUGAGCUGUGUUGACUACUUGGAUGUAAAACCUUACUUAGCUGUGGCUGAGGUAAGGAUACAAGAAAGCUUUUGGAGGAUGUUUAAGCAUUUGUGACCAUGCUUCUUCUACAUUAUGCUCUUGCUUUCAGAAAACAGUGCCAUUUUUCUCAUUUUUUAAAUAAAUGAGAUGUCCUUCUUUUUCCAAUGUUGUAGUUUACCAUACUGCAGUACACUUCAGUACUUCCAAUCAUUAAUGGGGAAAAAACACAAGGAUUUCUGUCAAAGGUAAGAUGUUUUUAUAGAGAAUUUGAAAUGUAAGAUAGCCGCACUUUUUAAGAUAAUGUGAGAUCAAGUGCAAAAAUGCAGUUUCAUGAAAUCUCCACAGAGCAAGUGUAAGCCGACAUCUAAACAAAUAAUACAAUAAACAUCUUCUUGGACCAUUUAGCUUGAACCAAAUAGACCUGCAGAAUCCAGCAUGUAUCAUGCCUCGCAGUGUUUCAUGUCGUUAGGAUCGCUCACUCAUCGGCCACAAGCUUUGUAAACCUGGAGCCAAAGUGCUUCAACCUCAUCACGAAUAUACUGUGUUACACUAAUGUGCAGAGGAAGGUUUGAAUAAUCCACUUGACUUUUAACUGAACAAUUUCCAAUUUUGGGUUGAGUUCAAAAAGAGAUUUACCUUCAAUUGGAUGCAGAUUUAGACUUUCAUUUUUGGAUAUAAAAAUCCAGGUUCUUUCAGACAUCAACAUUUAGGAUGAGAGAAUAUUUGUAAAAAAUGGUGACUACCAAGGUAACCCAAGCGAUCAUGAAUGAAAUUAUGAUUUGAUAGAAAGAAAAUCCAAGAAAUCCUCACGUUGACAUCUAGAAGUAAAAUCGAAACACAAAUAAUAUUAUGAAUUGGUGAGAUGCUGAUCCUUGGUAAUCUGAUUCAGCAACUGAACACUUUAAUAUCUGAAUGUUUGAGAAUUAAGGAGAAAACACAAAUGCUGGAAAAACUGGAGCAGAAAAAAGGAAAUUUAAAUUAUGUAAUAAUUCAAUUUAGUAAAGUAAUAUUAUACUGUAAGUAUAAUAUCAUUCUUAAAUUGCAGCAUUAUCCAGAAAAGGUUAUAUUAAUUUUGGAAUAGGUCUUCUGUUGUCUUUGAGACAAUGUUUGCCUCCAUAGGAGGAAGGAGUAAAGAUAUUUGUGCUGACAGAUCCCAGCUGCACACUGAUUGGUCCUUGCGCAGUACUACUUAUUCCUACUGAUAUCAUUAUGCAUCACGCAGAUUUGUUAAUAUGCUACAGCAUGUACUCACAAGAUAAUGUAAAUAGUAGCAUGUUUUAAAGAGGAACCAUAAUUAUAUUGUGUAUGUGUGUUUGUGAUCUGUGUCAUUUUUGAUAAUAAAAGGGAGUAAAAAAGA
Eleginops maclovinus (Patagonian blennie) is the source of this 3885-nucleotide messenger RNA. RefSeq names its product synaptotagmin-2-like. Gene Ontology annotation, cellular component: synaptic vesicle membrane; exocytic vesicle; plasma membrane. The record is from RefSeq and is a predicted model, not a curated record. Gene Ontology annotation, biological process: calcium ion-regulated exocytosis of neurotransmitter; cellular response to calcium ion; regulation of calcium ion-dependent exocytosis. Lineage: Eukaryota; Metazoa; Chordata; Actinopteri; Perciformes; Eleginopidae. The transcript is spliced from 9 exons. Gene Ontology annotation, molecular function: calcium ion binding; calcium-dependent phospholipid binding; phosphatidylserine binding. Bases 354 to 1658 code for a protein of 434 amino acids.